CCCGUCCAUCCACCCACGUGUCCCGUUUAUACCACCCUCUCGGGACGCCCCCCUCCCCCCUCAGCCCCCCCUAAUUUAUUUCAUACCUAAAACGGGCGGUGCAUCCGAAAAUAAAGUGGAUUUGAAACGAAACGACAAAUAUCGAAGAUCCAAAAAGUAAAAACUUGAAGAGUUCUGCCAAAGGGUUUGUCACGUUUUCUACGGGGGGCCAAAAGAAGUGCGUGGUAUUUUAUUUUUCAUCAAAAACAGAACGACGCGAGUAAUACGCAUAAUCGACUAAAAUCUCCAUAAACCCGACUAAUCAAUGAAAAUUAAAAGCUGUAGAAGAAUAGACGAAAACAGAGAGGCGCGUAACAUCGACGAUACCUCUGGUGGAUGAAGAUGAUGUUUUGGGGCGACGCGAUCUCAUCCUGAGGGAUAAAUGAGGAUUGCGAAAUUUUUGACGUACGUUUCCAGCGACUCUGAAUAGCGACAGUUGUAAUCAGAUUAUUUCCUAUCGAUUGAAAUUUCUUCGAAGACAAAAUGAACGAGUAACUGAAUAAUCAAACUUGGAAAUACCACAAAUUUAUAAACGAUCUAUCUACUGAAAAAGUUUUGAUAAAAUUUUAUCAUUUUAUUAUGGUAAAGUUUAAAAUGAAAUUUCAUCCCCAUACACUGGUUGUCGACAUCAACUGCGAUGUAUUAAAUCAAUUGAAUCAUCUGAUGUUCAAAUUAAUUAUAUUUCAAUUAAGAUUAUUAAAAUUAAUGGAAAAAACUUGGUCAUCGUACCGCCCCUGCAACUUGUUCACGAUCGCCGUCGCCGUUGCUGCAACUGCGGUCGUCGUCGUCGUCGAUAAAAUAAUUACCCCCAAUCAUAACCGACGAUAUCUUCAAGCUUGUGAUUCUUUGUAUAAAAAACCUUAAUUCUUUUCGUUUUCUUUUAUACAUCACGACUAUACGUCGACGAUCUAUUGUCGUUUUUUACGAGGAAAAAACACGGAAAAAUAUAUAUAUACACAUAGAAAAACGAAUAUUACAUGAAUUAGCUGGUAAUGGUAAUGGAACGAAGACACACCUAACGCGAUUCGAAGGAAAAGACAAAAUGCAGAAACAGGAAGGAAACUUGACUGCCGAGGACUGGCUUAAGAUGUCGGGAACGGAGUCCCACGGCGGCGACACUAGUCCGACAUAUCAACCAAGACAAAGCAGAACGCACAGCGUAGGUCUUCCGACGCGUACGUCUUUACUUCCGGAACCGCCACCUACCGCUACCGGGAACGAUGCUCAGAUACCACCGCCGAUUCCACGACGUCAUUCCGCGGCCCCAACGGUUGCACCACCACCGAUUCCGCUCCGAGCUCCGGCGAUACCGAAGAGAUGCAAAAACGAACGACCGAUACCGUUGCAACAGAGUGGACCGAAGAGAUCGACGCGUAUAUCCGACGAUAAAAAUACAGGCGUUGGAAAAGCUGAAUCAAGUUGCCCGAAGCCAGGGUCUAGGGGACAGCCCGGACAAAGAAAUUUGACAUCCGCAUCUGCCUCGGGAAGCCCUUGGCAGCAACCUCCGUUAUCCGAGGAUAGAAAACUGAUCGAUUUGGGUGGUCGGAACGUUUCCAAAGAUGUCAGCGACGACUCGGAUAAGGAUAAACAGCGAUCGGCAGGGAAGCCGAGCAAUCUCGAAGAGCUCCAAAAAGCCUCCAAGGACCUCGAAAAGCGUUUGUUGGAACGUACCAGCGAUCUUCAAGGUGUUAAGCAGCUACAGUCUUCGUCGAAUGCUGAAAGAUCAAAGUUUGACGACCUGCGAAACGCUUCGCGCGACUUCGAACGAAGGUUACAAGAAAAAUCUGACCUUGUUAACGAAACCUCGAAGUUCGAUGAUAUUCCGAACAUUUCACCGCGUUCCGAGAUCGACAAAAGAUUUAUACAAGAUAAAAUAACGGCCACCGAACAACAUCAGAGGACAAGAUACGACGCGGACAUGCAAAAGGCUAGAAACAUGCUCCAAAACAGUAUGAUAAAAAAGGAUAAAUCCGUCGGUGAGAAGCUUGAAAAAUUGCCGAAGGCAACGCAAACCACCAACAUACCACCCCCGCUGAGCGCCAUAUCGCAGAAUAACGUACCGAAACCAAUCAGCGUGCGACAAGACAGUAACGUAUCGUCGGACAGUUUCAGUCAAACGAGCUCACCGAGUUACACCAGUAAAACAAUGGAAGCACCUCUCCUUCCGCAUAAACAUGCCAACGGGAAAGUGCCAGGAAGAGCCUUGGCACCGGAGCCCGAGAAUCCGCCCGGAAGUCCCAUCACAAAAUCAAUGAGCACGCCGGCGAGUCUUCAGACUAUAGUAAGAUUUCACAGCGGGAGUAACAUGUCCUUGCAUCACCGAAUAAUCAGAGACAUGAGAAGACCCAGCAGUCAUUACGUUACGAGAGGAAGACUCCGUUUCAGAUUCGCUCAAGUUUUAGUAAACGCCGUAGCACUUUUUGCCAUAGCCGGAGGACUCGCUGCUUACUUCAAGUCUUAUCCAGCUUACACGGUUCAGAGGUUCGAGAACAAGACUAUUUAUUCAACCGGUGUGGUCGCCAUUCCGAGUCCGUCGAGAAUCGAGAUUCCCCAAAAAAAUCCAGCUCCGGGUAUUUGUCUACCGGUAAUCGUGAAGUUUUGCCAAUACCACAAGAUACCUUAUAACUUUACGCUAUUUCCAAACUACAUGGGAAAUUUCGGUCAAAGAGACGCUCAACACGAACUCGAGCUUUACGACGCCGUCGUAGAUGUUCGUUGUUACGAACUCGCGGCAUUAUUUUUAUGCAGCGUAUUUGUACCGAAAUGUGGGGCGCGAGGUCAAGUCGUGAGACCUUGCCGGAGUCUCUGUUAUCAAACGAAGAGACGCUGUGGAUUCUUUUUGGAAGUCUUCGGACUGACCUUACCGGAUUAUCUGGAGUGCGACCUUUUUCCGGAGAAUGCUGACCCCGACGUUUGCGUCGGUCAUCGAGAGGUCAUCGAGGCGGCGAAACGAGCCGAGAAACCAGUUUGCACGAGCGGUUUUCAGUGCGACGGUACGCGUUGUAUUCCGGUCGAUUGGCGUUGCGACGGUCACGUUGACUGUGCUGAUCAAACCGACGAAAUUGGUUGCGGAGAAUGCGGUGGACCUACGGUACCACCAUCCGGUGGUGCGUUAGCCGAUAACGAUGACUCCAUCUCAUCGGACAGAGUGUUACAUUGCGGCGAACGACGGUGCAUGUCCAGUCUCCAUAUAUGCGACGGGGUAAUCGACUGCCCCUGGGGACAGGACGAAAGGAAUUGCCUAAGGCUGAGCGAAAGAAACGGAGACAUUGGUAGGGGUCGUUUGGAGAUAUAUCACGCGGAAAACGGUGACUUUUCGCCAGCGUGUGUGAGGAAUUGGGACGCUACGACGUCGCCGCAUCAGAUAUGCUCUUUCCUCGGUUACACGGUCGCCAAUUCAUCGGUACUGUCGAGGAACGGUACAAACUUUCCGAUGCCACCGCAAAAAAUCGAGACAUCGGUCAGGUGGCGACUUGCGCAAAAAACCAACACCAACAUAUUGAAAGAACUUCGAAGAUGUAGCAAAUACGAAUCUUAUCCAACCGUUGAACUCGCUUGUUCGGAGUAUGGCUGUGGACGUCGUAGACACGUCUACGGUAAUUCCAAAGUACAAACUCGUAUUGUUGGCGGAGUGGAAGCGGCGCCCGGUGAUUGGCCAUUUUUAGCAGCCCUUUUAGGCGGACCUGAGCAAGUUUUUUACUGCGCUGGUGUCCUCAUAGCCGAUCAAUGGGUUUUGACAGCGUCGCAUUGCGUGGGAAACUUCAGUCACUCCGAAGUAUCGGGCUGGACAAUCCAAUUAGGAAUAACGAGACGACACGCUCACACUUAUCUCGGUCAAAAAGUCAAAGUGAAAAGGGUAGUUCCUCAUCCAAACUACAACCUCGGAGUCGCCCACGACAACGACGUCGCCCUGUUCCAGCUCGAGGACCGAGUUCAAUUCCACGAUCAUCUCAGGCCGGUUUGUCUACCAACCGUGAACACGGAGCUGAUGCCGGGUAAAAUUUGCACAGUCAUUGGUUGGGGGAAAAAAGAAGACACGGAUGUUUCAGAAUACGAACCAGCGGUAAACGAAGUAAACGUUCCGGUUUUAAACAGAGAUAUUUGCAAUCAGUGGCUUCAACACAAAGAAUUGAACGUAACCGAAGGUAUGAUAUGCGCAGGUUACCCAGAAGGAGGUAAAGACGCUUGUCAGGGUGAUUCAGGUGGUCCACUUCUGUGUCGAGAUGACAGAGACAAGGAGCGUUGGUUUGUCGGCGGUAUAGUCAGUUGGGGUAUAAAAUGCGCUCACCCAAAAUUACCUGGCGUAUAUGCUUACGUACCGAAAUACGUACCCUGGAUUCACAAACAAAUAGCAAAGUAUUCGGAAAAAGACAAGGGUUAAAUCGAAUAUCCUUCAACGUGAGAAAGGAGACGACAAAAAUUAUGAAUUAUUUUGAAACAAUCCUAAUUACAUAUGAAUGGGAAAGUUACGAAUGAUCGUUACUCUCGAUAAGCAUAUGGAAGGGAAGAGACGGGGGAAAAAACUAAUGAGUAAAGAACGAGAAAGAGGAAGGAUAGAAUACUAAAAUGAGAAAAAAAAAAAAAAUUCUACCGAUAAUACAUACAUAUAUGCCUAUAUACAUUUGUGCAUUAGCUUUUCUACGCCAAAAAAAAAUGAAAAAAAAAUAUAUAUACAUAUAUAUAGUAUACAUCUAGUUAAGUAACUGAAUUGAAGAAAAGAAUAUUUAAAUAGAAAACUAAAAUUUGAUGAUAAGCAAAAAAUUAUAAGCUAAAAUCGCGAAAAACAAGCGAAUGGAAAUUCGUGCGUUUGCUGCAUAAAAGUGCCCGGAAUAUUCAAUGGGUAAGAAGCAAACAAAUAGAACUUGCACCGAAGGAGAGACGCGUAAAAAGGAUAGAACAUUAUCGCGUGUACCCUGCAUCAGACAAUAAAAGAAAAAGAAUUUUUAUAAAUGUUAUAAUAUAUAGUAUAGUACUCAUAGAAGAUUGAAACGAUAUUUAACCGUAGAUGAAGAACGAUGACAAUAUGAAGAUGAUAACUAAAGCAAGAAGAAAAAAAUUACUCGAUCAACUGAAAUAAAUGAAAACAUAAUAAGCUAUGAAUAACAAUACUAGAAAUAAACAGAAAAUAUAAGUAAGCCACAAAGAAAAAAAAAAACCGAUAAUAUACCUAAAUAAUUAUAUACAUAUUAUAUGUAUACAUCUAUAUAAUGUUGGAAAAUAUAUACCAUAUAUUAUAUAUAAUAUAAAUAAGAGAGAAAAAGAAAAAACCGAUCGUUAACACGUUCAAUUGAUAUACAUGUAAGUAAAAGUAAAAUACAAAAAAGAGGAAAAACACUAUAUAUACUGAAGUAAAUGAAUGUAUAUGUAUGUAUGUAUAUAUAUAUAUACAUUCACACAUAUAUAUACGUAUAUACUAUAUAGCAAAGUUCAGAUACAUAUAACAAUUAUAAUAUUACAGCUAUGGCAUUAUUUUCUAAAGAAGUGAAUUUUAGAAAUAUACGAUAUAUAUGAGUAUUAUUACUGACAUGAUAACGAUAUAUUACUAUACGAAAACUAUUUAGGAAAAAAAUUAUAAAAACUCGUAAAUUUCAUAAGAAAACCAGAUGAAUAAGAAAAUCCAAAAUUAAGAAAAAAAAAAAUAACAAAAUCGAAUUAAUAAUUGAACAAAGAAUUCUCGCAUAUGAUGCGACAAAAAAAUACAUUGAUGAAUAAAAAUAUUUUUCAUGUGUUAAUUAGGAAGUACGAUGUAGAUGUAUACACACGUACAUAGAUACUUAUCAUACAAAUGAAUAGGUAUAUAUAUCUAGAUAAUUAUAUGUAUAUAAAAGAAUCGUACCGUAUUAACAUUGUGAAGAAGCCACCAAGUGGUCGUAGGAACUUAUUCACGCUGACGGCGAUGAGAG
Athalia rosae (coleseed sawfly) is the source of this 5942-nucleotide messenger RNA. Its product is annotated as atrial natriuretic peptide-converting enzyme. The transcript has 18 exons. The record is from RefSeq and is a predicted model, not a curated record. Gene Ontology annotation, molecular function: serine-type endopeptidase activity; protein binding. Gene Ontology annotation, biological process: proteolysis. Gene Ontology annotation, cellular component: membrane. Bases 1082 to 4420 code for a protein of 1112 amino acids. Lineage: Eukaryota; Metazoa; Arthropoda; Insecta; Hymenoptera; Athaliidae.